Molecule: messenger RNA, 1878 nt
Organism: Geodia barretti
Lineage: Eukaryota; Metazoa; Porifera; Demospongiae; Tetractinellida; Geodiidae
Source: the annotation of a GenBank genome assembly
AUGUUACUCGCUUCUGACAUCAGCAAGGCCUAUUCUGAACGCACCUUGUUCAGCGGGCUGAACCUCUCCCUGGCAGCCGGCGACCGUAUUGCGCUGAUUGGCGCCAACGGUUCGGGCAAGACCACCCUCCUUGACAUUCUUGCCGGUCAGUCCCUGCCAGACGGCGGGACAAUAUCCCAGCGGCGCAACGCCAAGGUUGGCUACCUGAAGCAGGAACCGGGCGACUUUGCCGGCCAGUCGCUGCUCCAAGAGGUGCUGAACGCCAACCAGGAGGCGGUCGCCCUGGCGAGCCGCAUUGCCACCACAAGGGAGGCCCUGUCGUCGGCGACGGAUCCCUUGGAACAGCAAGAGCUGACCGACCUGCUCUCUCGACUUGACGAGGAUAUGGAAGCCGCGGGUGGUGACGACCGCGACCAUGAGGCGAAAGCCAUCCUGUCGGGCCUCGGCUUCAAGGAGAGUGAUUUCUCCCGAGGCAUGAACGAGUUCAGCGGCGGUUGGAUAAUGCGGGCCGAACUGGCCCGGCUGCUGUUCCGAAAGCCCGACCUUCUCCUGCUGGACGAGCCGACCAACCACCUGGACCUUGAAGCCAACCUCUGGUUCGAGAAGUACCUGUCCUCCUUCCCCGGCGGAGUGGUGAUAACGUCCCACGACCGGGCUUUUCUGAACCAGGUUGCCAACCGGAUCCUGGCCAUCGAACCCGGGGAGGUCGUGAAUCACCGGGGCAACUACGACGAUUACCUGCUCGCCCGAGAGAGGGCGCUGGAGAUAAAACAGGCGGCCGCCGCUCGGCAGGAACGCGAGAUACAGCGGCAGAUGAAGAAGGUGCGAUUCUCAUUCCCUGAGCCGCCGCGAAGCGGUCUGGACGUACUCACGCUGGCCAACGUCGGCAAAUCGUACGGCAACAAUGUUGUAUAUCGCGGGGUGAACCUGACGCUGGAGCGGGGCGACCGGGUUGCCCUGGUCGGUCCCAACGGAGCCGGCAAAUCCACCAUGCUCAAGAUUCUUGCCGGCGUUCUGCCCAUCGACAACGGGCAACGCAAGCUUGGCUACAACGUCAUUCCCGCCUACUACGCCCAGCACGUGCUGGACCUGCUCGACCCAAGCAACAAUCCCCUCGAGGAACUGCGGGAGAUCGCGCCUGCGGAGUCCGAGCAGAACCUGCGGACGACCUUGGGCGGAUUUCUGUUCAGCGGGGACGACAUCCUCAAGCGUAUCGACGUCCUGUCCGGUGGCGAAAAGGCGCGGGUCGCGCUGGCCAAGCUGCUCCUCCAGCCCAGCAAUAUCCUGCUGAUGGAUGAGCCAACCAACCACCUGGACAUUGCAUCCCGGGAGAUCCUGGCCGAUGCUCUCGGCGACUACCACGGCACCAUCUGCCUUGUUACACACGACCGCACCCUAAUCAGGCAGGUGGCGAACAAGAUCAUUGAGAUAGACGGGGGAGUGCCCAGGGUCUUCCACGGGGACUACGACGGUUACCUGCUCUGGAAGCAGCAGGAAGCCGAGACAAAGCCCGCUCCGGCGGGCAGCAACGCCAAGGAACCCGACGCCGCUGGCGGUGCGAAGCGCGGCCGACGUCCGGGGCGGAUCCUGACGGCCAAGGAGGAGCAUCAGCGAGCCCUGGGCAGGCAGGCACGCAAACUUGCCGCCCGGAUUGACGAGCUCGGCACCGCCAUCAGCGAGCGGGAGGCCCUCAGCGCCGAGCUGGAAGCCAUGUUCGCCAGCCCCGAGAGGUUCGACGAUUGGGCCCAGCUGGAGGCCUCGAGCGAACGCUACCGGAUCCUCAAGGAAGAGGAACAGACCCUUUGGGACGAAUGGGAACGAUUGUCGCUGGAAGCGGAGGAUGUGGACCAGAGUCUUGUGGAACUCAGUGCCGGCUAA